UAGGAGACUAGGUUUUUCUUUUUUUCCAGUUCCUAGUAGCAGUCGAGAAGAACGUGGCAUUAGCUCAUAUACGGUUUACUCCGGCCCUCAUGGCCUUCCCUGGAAUCCCUGCAACCAUGAACCGAAUGCCUCAUUGCGCGUUACGGGUAUUGUAUAUCUGGAGAAAAGUGAGGGUCUUUUUCGUUCGUGCUAUCGCCUUUCCCCCUUUCCCAUACCAGCACAAUUCUACAUCCUCGUUCUUAGACUAUGGAAAGCAUUGAAGAUGCACCUUGGUUUAGCCGAUUUUUUCUCCUUGUCGUGCUUGGCAUACCUUCGCUGCAAACGCUUUUCCAAAUGUCAGAUAAGGAGGAUCAUAAGGAAUGGAAUGAACUCAGACAGCGUUUGACCAAUCGCGUAACACUUGUCAACGUUGUCUCCUCCCUUUUCAUCACGAUUACUGCUUCAUAUCUGACUAGCCCUCCCCCGACUACCUUUGUAACAUGGCACCACCAAGUCCCUUACAUUUUCAUUGGUGCUGCUAGUGCGUGCGCUGUGCUGGCCGUUUUCAGUGGCUUUGGCCUAUAUAUAUCCUUGAAUGCCAUGCGUCCUGAAACUCUCAGACGACCACAGGAACGUCCGCUCAAAUUAUGCGCCAUUCUCAUCUUACUAAUUAUGCCACUUGCCUUCCUGUUUCUGGCAAUGGUGUGUGCCAUCGUCGGAUGGACCGCAGCCAUCUGGUUUGGUAAUGUAGCUUGGUUGAAGUUGGCAGUCUCCUUUGGCUUUGUAGUGUUCGUUAUGAUCCAAGUCGUGAUUAUUAUUGCAAUUCACUAGUCCUUGAUCAUGACAUGUAUCCUUAAUUCGCUUUAGAAAUCUGAAAACUCUGCAAUAAAAUGAACCCUGUAUCUAGGGGCACAGGGGAUGAGCGUUCGGGGCUAGGUGUUCUGCUCAAGAAGGGCACAAGCAACAAGC
Messenger RNA from Pisolithus orientalis, 948 nucleotides. RefSeq lists its product as uncharacterized. The coding region runs from base 247 to 810 and encodes 187 amino acids. Lineage: Eukaryota; Fungi; Basidiomycota; Agaricomycetes; Boletales; Pisolithaceae. The record is from RefSeq and is a predicted model, not a curated record. The transcript is spliced from 4 exons.